This is a messenger RNA of Danio rerio (zebrafish), 4087 nucleotides long. NCBI's taxonomy places the organism in Eukaryota, Metazoa, Chordata, Actinopteri, Cypriniformes, Danionidae. The record is from RefSeq and is a predicted model, not a curated record.
CGACUAUAUUCACUGCCAGAGGGGGAUUUGUGUGCGAAAAUGGCGACGUCUCGUCGCACUGCCCAGCAGCAACAACAACAACAAAACUUAUCCUCUCCACAAAGACCUGACUCCAGUCCCCUCUCACCUCCAGAAUCGCCCACCGACACCGGCGGUUUAGCGGCUGGCGGGGAGGCAGAAAGCAUCGGGGAUCCGGAGCUCAGUGCUGAAAUCCCCGCUGCGCUCCUCAGCACCAGCAGCAGCAGCUCCAGCUCGAGCAGCACUAGCUCAUCUACCACCGGCGGGGGCAGUAGUGCGGGCUCCACUCCCGACUCCGGCAGUGCCAGUCCUGGAGGCAGCGGCUGCGGGACGAGUGGGGCUUUCAGGGAGCUGUUUGAGGCCUGUAGGAAUGGGGACGUGUCUCGGGUGAAGAGACUGGUGGAUUCGGUCAAUGUAAACGCGAAGGACAUGGCCGGGCGCAAGUCCACCCCGCUUCACUUCGCUGCAGGUUUUGGAAGGAAAGACGUUGUGGAGCAUCUCCUGCAGACGGGGGCGAAUGUGCAUGCAAGAGACGAUGGAGGCUUAAUCCCGCUGCACAAUGCCUGUUCAUUCGGACAUGCGGAGGUGGUCAGUUUGCUGCUUUGCCAGGGAGCAGAUCCCAAUGCCAGAGACAACUGGAAUUACACUCCGCUCCAUGAAGCCGCCAUUAAGGGCAAAAUCGACGUUUGCAUUGUUCUACUCCAGCACGGCGCCGAUCCCAACAUCCGCAACACCGACGGCAAGUCUGCCCUGGACCUGGCCGACCCGUCCGCGAAAGCUGUCCUCACAGGAGAAUACAAGAAGGACGAACUCUUGGAAGCUGCGAGGAGCGGAAAUGAAGAGAAGCUCAUGGCACUGCUCACGCCGUUAAACGUCAACUGCCACGCCAGCGAUGGUCGUAAGUCCACUCCCCUGCAUCUGGCAGCCGGAUAUAACCGAGUCCGAAUAGUUCAGCUUCUGCUUCAACAUGGCGCUGAUGUUCAUGCUAAAGAUAAAGGGGGUCUUGUUCCUCUACACAAUGCCUGCUCAUAUGGACACUAUGAGGUUACAGAAUUGCUGCUGAAGCAUGGCGCUUGUGUCAAUGCCAUGGACCUCUGGCAGUUCACCCCACUGCACGAGGCUGCAUCGAAGAACCGUGUGGAAGUGUGUUCACUGCUGCUGAGUCACGGAGCAGACCCCACGCUGGUCAACUGCCAUGGGAAGAGUGCGGUGGACAUGGCCCCGACUCCUGAACUCAAAGAGAGGCUCACAUACGAGUUUAAGGGCCACUCUCUGCUUCAGGCGGCAAGGGAAGCAGACAUGACCAAGGUGAAGAAGACUUUAGCUUUGGAGAUCAUCAACUUCAAACACCCGCAGACGCACGAGACGGCACUGCACUGUGCGGUCGUUUCACCUCACCCAAAACGAAAACAGGUCACUGAACUGCUGCUGCGGAAAGGAGCCAAUGUCAAUGAGAAGAACAAAGACUUCAUGACGCCUCUCCAUGUGGCAGCAGAACGAGCGCACAACGACAUCCUGGAGGUUCUGCAGAAACAUGGGGCCAAGAUGAAUGCUGUUGACACACUGGGUCAGACGGCUUUGCACCGGGCGGCUCUGGCAGGACACUUACAGACAUGCAGAUUGCUGUUGAGUUAUGGAGCCGAUCCUGCCAUCGUCUCUCUGCAGGGCUUCACAGCCGCCCAGAUGGGCAAUGAAGCUGUACAGCAGAUCUUAAACGAAAACAUUCCAGUAAGGAACUCAGAUGUGGAUUAUAGACUCUUAGAGGCAGCAAAAGCUGGAGACUUGGACACUGUGAAGCAACUUUGCUCCCCUCAGAAUGUGAACUGUCGUGAUCUGGAGGGUCGUCACUCCACGCCGCUCCACUUUGCUGCCGGUUAUAAUCGUGUGGCCGUGGUUGAAUAUCUUUUACACCAUGGCGCCGACGUCCACGCCAAAGACAAAGGAGGUUUGGUGCCGCUGCAUAACGCCUGCUCGUAUGGUCAUUAUGAAGUGGCUGAGCUGCUAGUCAGACAUGGAGCAUCGGUCAACGUGGCUGACCUAUGGAAGUUCACCCCGCUGCACGAGGCUGCGGCCAAGGGCAAAUACGAGAUCUGCAAACUGCUUCUGAAGCACGGAGCAGACCCCACCAAGAAGAAUCGGGAUGGGAACACUCCAUUGGAUAUGGUGAAGGAGGGAGACACAGAUAUCCAGGACUUGCUCAGAGGCGAUGCAGCACUUCUGGACGCCGCCAAAAAAGGCUGCCUGGCCCGAGUCCAGAAGCUCUGCAGCCUGGAGAACAUCAACUGCAGAGACACACAGGGACGCAACUCCACUCCACUGCACCUGGCAGCUGGCUAUAACAAUCUGGAGGUAGCGGAGUAUUUACUUGAGCAUGGAGCAGACGUUAACGCACAGGACAAAGGUGGCCUUAUUCCCCUCCACAACGCAGCCUCGUACGGGCAUGUGGAUAUCGCAGCCCUGUUGAUCAAGUAUAACACCUGUGUAAAUGCCACUGAUAAAUGGGCCUUCACACCCCUUCAUGAGGCUGCACAAAAGGGCCGCACACAACUCUGUGCUCUGCUGCUGGCCCACGGGGCUGACCCCACCAUGAAGAACCAGGAGGGCCAGACACCACUUGACUUGGCCACGGCGGAUGAUAUCCGGGCGCUGUUGAUUGAUGCGAUGCCCCCUGAAGCGCUGCCUAGUUGUUUCAAGCCCCAGGCGACGGUGGUCAGCGCCUCUGUCAUCUCACCGGGAUCUACGCCUUCAUGCCUGUCUGCCGCCAGCAGCAUAGACAAUCUGGCCGGCCCUCUGACUGAGCUGGCCGUUUCUGGAGCCUCAGGCCCUGCUGAUGGGGCCACAGGAACUGAGAGGAAGGAGGGAGAAAUUACAAUUCUGGAUAUGAACAUCAGCCAGUUCCUGAAGAGCUUGGGCUUGGAGCAUUUGCGGGAUAUUUUUGAGCGGGAACAGAUUACUCUGGAUGUGCUGGCUGACAUGGGCCACGAGGAGCUCAAAGAGAUCGGGAUCAAUGCUUAUGGUCACAGGCACAAACUCAUCAAAGGCAUUGAGAGGCUGCUGGGCGGUCAACAAGGUGCCAACCCAUACCUGACGUUCCACUGUUCGGGUCAAGGCACAGUGCUGAUCGACCUGGCGCCCGAUGACAAAGAGUUUCAGUCAGUAGAGGAGGAGUUGCAAAGUACGAUCAGAGAGCAUAGAGAUGGAGGCAAUGCUGGAGGUGUUUUCAGCAGAUACAACAUCCUGAAGAUUCAGAAGGUGGUGAACAAGAAGCUGCGAGAGCGAUACACACAUCGACAGAAGGAGAUCGCAGAUGAAAACCACAACCAUCACAACGAGCGCAUGCUCUUUCAUGGCUCACCAUUCAUCAACGCCAUCAUCCAUAAAGGGUUUGAUGAACGACACGCUUACAUCGGUGGCAUGUUUGGAGCGGGCAUCUACUUUGCUGAAAACUCUUCCAAAAGCAACCAGUACGUGUACGGCAUCGGCGGAGGAACAGGCUGUCCAACACAUAAAGACCGCUCCUGUUAUAUCUGUCACAGGCAGAUGCUGUUUUGCCGGGUGACUCUGGGUAAAUCCUUCCUGCAAUUUAGUGCCAUGAAGAUGGCCCACGCUCCUCCUGGGCACCACUCUGUCAUCGGCAGACCCAGUGUCAACGGACUAGCCUAUGCCGAAUACGUCAUCUAUCGAGGAGAACAGGCCUACCCAGAGUACCUCAUCACAUACCAGAUCAUCAAGCCCGACAGCACACCCCCAUCCCCGGCAGGAGCAGAGCAGAAGUCCUAGUCCACAGAUCUCAAGACUGUUACUCUCACAUUUCAUCCAUAAACCUCUGCGCUGACUCUUCAUUUGCAGUUCUGCUCCAUGUCAGUUCCCCGUUGAGUGUUUACAAGAAAGAGUUGCCUUGACUUGGCCGAGUCUCCACCCUCGUCUUCAGGUCAGGGGUCUGGAUAUAAAUGCCAUAACGCUGUUUCAUGGCUAAAAUGAAACGUUGUGAAAGACAACAAGUGACCUCUUCCCUUACAUUCUACUACAUUUAACACCGUUUCAGGCAUUAAAAGGUGAUUGGUUACCC